CUUAUAGACAAAAGCUUUAUUUUAUUUAUAUAGAUUUGACCAUAUGUUUUUCAAGGCCAAUCGAUAUUAACUGUUGAACGUGGUGAAGAUAUCGCCGACUCCCAUAACCUCAACCUCAGGAUGCUCACCGGAGUUUCGCACGGUGCCUUGAGCUACUUCAAGACCCCGUUGACUGACCUGACGGGCACACCUGCCUACACCAGCCAGUACUUCGGCCUCUGCAUGGACAUCGAGAUGAAGAUGAUCAACUGCCUGGAAGCCUACGGGUACUACAGGGGGGUCGAAUCCUCCUGCAAAGACAUCAUCGACGAUUACAGCGAGUGCUUCACCAGGUUCAAGCAGAUGGCUAGGCACAUAGAGAUCCGGAAGGUACAGAGGCAGAAGAAGAGUUAUAUCGAACCACCCAGGCCGGACUGCUACUGAACUAAUAAUAAUAAUAAUUGUAGAGCUGAAAACUCAUAAAAUAUAUCUGCAUUUGUAAACAACUAUAUAAUCUUUAAUAUUAAAAUGUGUUGAUAAAAUA
Messenger RNA from Nezara viridula (southern green stink bug), 523 nucleotides. The record is from the annotation of a GenBank genome assembly. NCBI's taxonomy places the organism in Eukaryota, Metazoa, Arthropoda, Insecta, Hemiptera, Pentatomidae.